This is a messenger RNA of Sugiyamaella lignohabitans, 4278 nucleotides long. RefSeq names its product Bud2p (gene BUD2). The record is from RefSeq and is a predicted model, not a curated record. Bases 1 to 4278 code for a protein of 1425 amino acids. Lineage: Eukaryota; Fungi; Ascomycota; Dipodascomycetes; Dipodascales; Trichomonascaceae. The transcript has a single exon. Gene Ontology annotation, biological process: regulation of GTPase activity.
AUGAGUUCUAAGACGUCUUCUUCGACUCUUAAGAGCCAGUCCACAAAUCCUGCCACAACUCCAGGACCUGCUCCACCGCCGUCAACUUUAGCAGGAGGAGCUCCUGGAGCUUCACGAUCACCUUCUCCCGUGCCGAUACCAACCAAAUCACGACACGCCAAAUCGACUCAUAAAACCAUAGUAUCAUCUUCUGUCACCAGUUCUAGUCUGAGUGUUAGCGAUACGAAUACGCCACCCAAGCCUAAGAGGUCUGAAACUAGUAAACGACGACUGUUGAAAGCAUCUCUGUCAGCACAGUCUUUCAAAGCCGCAUUUGGCAGUCCAACAAGUAUUAGUAGCAUCAGUAGCAGUAGCAGUAGUAGUGUUGGUGGCAGUGGAGCUAGCAUUGGUCGAAGUGUCAGUAACGCCAGCGGUAGUGCUAAUGGUAAUGGAACUACUAUUAGUCAUGGAAUGAGUGGUGGUGUAAGUCCCGUUGAUAUUGUUGAUUCAACUGGUAUAUCAGGACCUCGCUCUACUUCGCCUCUUCCCGUUCCUGUCCCUAUUAAUAAGCUAGCAUCGAAUGGUUUACGACCUCUUCACUCUGGUGCUUCGUCGACUUAUUCCAGUCAACCAUCGCCCACUGGAUCAGUAUUCAACAACUUACCUACUGGUAUCGUUCCUCAGACUACGGGUUCUAGCGUCAACAAAAUCGCCACUUCGUCGUCUGUCGCAUUACCACAACGACUUCCUGAAAUCACUGAUGAUGAAAAAGCAAAGGUCGUUGCUGCUACUAAUGGUUCCACUAUUACCCCUGCAUCGCCUCCAUUACCAUUUCCUUUCUCUGUUUCUCGUAAUAUUUCAACCUCUUCAUUGCAUAGUCCUGGUAUCGAGGCAGGUAUCGCAGUGUCUCGAAAUGUAUCACAAAACAGUUCCACUGCAUCCACUGGUACCAGUACCCCAGCUAUUUGUAAUCCUAUUUCGAGCGAUGUUCUUGUCUCGUCUAUUAGCGCAUUUGGCAUUUCCAACAUGGCUGCCACCGGUAGUCCUCCUUUUGCAUCGGCCAUGAACAGUCCUCCUCCAGCUCCUAAUCCGAUGGGUGGUAAUCUUGAUGAUUACGUUGUUGGAACCUUGGACGAAGAUAGUGAACAGGACCAUGAAAACGAAGAUGGAUCCAAGUCUUCAAAUCACAGUAUUCGCACCAACGACUCGACUACUAAAACGGAUUCUAGUUUAUACAACGGUUCAGGACAACCUGGUAGUCGUUCUGUUAGUGGCGGCAUUUCUCACGCUCCUCCUUAUGUACAGACGGUGAGGGAAAAGAAGAGUCUCGAUAGUUUAAGUUCUUCUUUGGAUUUUGCCAAAAGAGCAGACUCUUUGAGAAGCAUGUGGGAGUCUCUAGAACCAAAUCUUCGUACUUCCAUGCGAAACUACAAGUCUUUACAAUCGGAAUGUCCUGUGCAGUGGAUCUCUUCUGAUUGUUCUGAAUGGGUCUUGGGAACGGGUGUGAUCGGGUCUGAUGGCUCUCUAACCCUCAAACUAGACGACAAAGAGGCUAUUGUGAUCUCGGAUUUGCGUCGGACUACUGUCGUUGGUACUCCACACAAGAGAUAUAUGGAGCUGGUAGUACCACCGAGUGUAAGCACCACAUCGAGAAUCAUUCUUUCUCCAACCUCAGAAUCUGACUUUAAUCUGUGGUUAUCAUCUUUACUACUGUUUUCGUCCUUGAAACCUCGAGGUAUGCAAGAAAAGGUAUGGAUUGUUCCUAGAGAUGACCUGCCUCCUCGUUCUCUGGGAGGUAAAGAAGCACAAAUCAUUGGUCAUUUCGAGGUGUACUUCCCAUACUACAGGAGUAAGAACAGUCGAAAGAACAGUGCUGCGUUUUCUCCAAAGCCAACAAAGCCUGUUGAUAAGGUAUCAGUUUUUAGCAAAGAAGGCAUGUGGCAACCGGUUGUUGGUUCUUUGGAUAAAAGUGGUGUGUUCAGAUUAACUCACGUAGCUGAUGGCUCUUUGGUACAAGUUAUCGACAUGACCAAAAUAUUCGCGUCGAGAGUGCGUGAAAUCGAUAGUUCAGUCUUCGAAUGUCGCAGGGUGGUCUAUGUCUACUGUCAAGACGCUAUUAUGGAGACACAGUUCGAACACCCCAACAAAUCUCGAGAGUCGCAUUUAUUCUUCUGUCGUUUUGAAAAUAGUAGUGACUAUUACGAUUGGUUUACUGCAUUGAGAGCAUUUGCAUUGCACAGAAUAUUCUCUCUCUCGACACCUUGUACUAUAUCUGCCUCGCCUGUUUCUAAAGAGAUUUCCCCUAUCUUGGCAUCUUCUGCAUCCAGCGUCUCAGUAGCAUCCAACUUGUCCUCAUCAGUUGGUGGUGAUUUAGUACCGAACCUCAGAAAGGUGAUGAGAGUGUGCCGACAGAUCAACCUUCGAAUUAUUGAAGGCAAAAUCAAAGACAGUGACAAGUCUGGCGUCGAUAUCAAUCCGUUCCGCGAUACGUAUAUUGAAGUGCAGUUUGAAAAUGUUGUAUGGGCAAGGACUUUCGUGUGCCAGGGCAAUAGUGCUCCUUUCUGGAGAGAGGACUUUGUUCUCAAUGAUUUCCCAGUUAUCGGACCCACUAUCAAGCUUGUACUGAAGAGAAGAUUGUCUGCUGCUGUAAGCCCUAUCAUGGAUGUGGCCAUCGGAUCGAUUGUCCUCGACGAGCAGAAGAUGAGAGAGUGCGAAGAUGUUGAAAAGUGGUUGCCAUUGGUUUACACUCCUGAAGCCGAACGAGAGUACGACUUUGAUCUUUAUUUAUGUCUUAAGAUUGGUUAUGAUGAGACAAAAGUGUUGGCCGCUGAGAAGUACGCCAAAUUGGACUCUCUAUUGAGUGACGUGAGCAACAGUUUAACUGUCCAAAUAUCAGAGGCUACUGGUGAUAUCAACCGUCUGAGCGACAUUUUCUUGAAGAUAAUGCUUUCAAACUGUCAAGCUCUACAAUGGCUUGUAUCGCUCAUUGACUACGAUAUUGAAAAGGUCCAUGAAACUAUCAAGGCCCAUGAAAAGGAUCCUGAUAACUUUCCAGAUAUUCGCAAGAACUUUGGCAAUACUCUGUUUAGAGGUAACUCGUUGCUUACUAAAUCGCUAGAGCGGUAUAUGAAGUUGUGCGGUUCAGAUUAUCUUGACAAGAUUGUUGGCGUUUUUGCACGUAAAGUGGUUCACAAUGCUGUCUACCUUGAAAUUGAUCCUGAUAGACUUGCACAACAAGGUCUGUCACCUGAAGAGGUUGAAACUACAGUUGCUGACAAUCAGCAGAAGCUGUGCCAGUACACUACAUACUUGUGGAACCUCAUAAAAAACUCAGUAGACGAUAUGCCAUGUGUUUUCAAACUGAUUUUCAAACGGUUGCGAGAACAGCUAUCUCGCGAGCUCAAGAGAGAUGAGGGCCAUGUCGUUUACAAUUCAGUUGCGGGAUUCCUCUUUUUGCGGUUUUUCUGUCCUGCUAUUUUGAAUCCCAAACUGUUUGGACUGACAAGAACCCAUCCUACCGGCAAUGUCCAGCGAUCCCUGACGCUAAUUACCAAAAUGCUACAAGGAUUUGCUAACCGAGUGCGAUUUGGACUCAAGGAACCGUGGAUGAUUCCUAUGAACAAGUUUUUAGACACUCACGAGACCGAACUACUUGAGUUCUACAAAGCAGUUACUCUUUGUGAAGGCGAGUGUGAUGUUACCAAUGGCCAUAUCGAAGAGCACUGCCGUCGCAAGAAGGUCAAUGACGGUUCGCUUCAGAACGCUAUUGGCUGCACUCUAAGCAACCCAUACUUGAUCGAUAAGUUUGAAAACUUUGCUAAAAUGAUAGAAAUUUGGAACAAAAGCUCAUCUGCGAAGAAGCUUGGUCCGAAAUUAGAACCCAAGGUUGAUACCCUAGAGACACCCAAGUCAGAUGCAAAGGCUGAUUUGGAGAAUAAUGAUAAUGAUGUGAAGAAGGAUGAUGUUGAUGAUGCAUUAAGAAAGUUUGCUAGCUAUUGCCGAGAAAUCACCGACGACAGAGAUGAGCUGUCUCGUCUUCUUGAGGAGCCGGAGAGUAUUAGCGUGUCCAAUGAAGAGGACAUCUUGAAUUCGAUUGACAUGAAGUUUGAUACAUCGAAUGGCAAAGUAACUCUGUCAAAGACUCGAAUCGCUGCUUCGAAAGCUCCCAACCACAAGAAGGUCCGUCUGAAGAGUACAUCCGAGUCUAUACAGAUCAUAGAUGACUCGGUUGUCGAGUCGGUUGACGUGAGUCCCAAGAAGGGCUCGCGGUGGAUGAGGCUGGCUAGCCGCUUAAAAUGA